AUGGCUGCUUCAACUUUAUCCUCUCCCACUCUUCCGCUUAAUACAAUUGUUCAUAUGUUAACCAUAAAACUGACUUCCUCCAAUUAUUUAUUGUGGAAAAAUCAGUUUGGCGCUCUUUUAACUAGUCAAGAUUUGUUUGGGUUUUUGGAUGAUACCGUUGCAGCUCCCUCGCAUACGACUACUGCGUCUGACGGCACUAUAACAACCAAUCCAGCAUAUACUUCUUGGCUACUCACUGAUCAGAUGUUACUCAGUUUACUCUACUCUUCCUUUACAGAAGAGUCUAUGAGUGAGGUACUGGGUUUACGUCACUCCCGUGAGGCUUGGUGUGCUCUUGAAGUCUCUUACUCUAAUCGAUCAAAAACCCGUGAAUUGCAACUCAAGGACGAACUCCAAUUGAUGAAACACGGCUCUCACCCCAUUGCUGAGUUUUGCCGCACAUUCAAAGGUCUUUGUGAUCAAUUGACUUCCAUUGGACGUCCCAUUGAUGACACCGACAAAGUCCACUGGUUUCUACGAGCAUUAGGAUCUGACUACAAGAUAUUUUCAACCACUAUGAUGUCCAUGCAUCCGAUUCCCUCUUUUGUUGAGAUUGUUCCAAGAGCUUUGAGUCAUGAAAUUUUCGAAAGAUCUAUUUCUCACUCGGUUUCCAAUUCUUCUUAUUAUGUGCACCAGUUGUGUGACAAAGAUGGGCAUACAGCUAAACGUUGUUGGACAUUCUUGAAAACUAAGAAGAAACAAUCGGCUAAUCUUGCUGAAGCAUUGUCCGCAUGUUCGCUUCAAGAUAUAAACGACUCUGAAUGGUUCCCAGACUCGGGCGCAACAUCUCAUAUGACAAGUCACGUCGACGGUUUGGAUCAAUCAGCUACCUACUCUGGUAAUGAACGUGUUACGGUUGGAAAUGAAUGUCAUGAUUGCGUCUCUACUUCUUCAAAUGUUGAUUCUUCACCUUCGAUUUCCAUUUCACCAUGUUUGCCUUGUAGUGAUUCUCUGCAUCCUAUAUCAUCGGAUAGUUCCCCAAAUUCAGAUACUUCUACUCAUGUUGAUAAUUUAUCGAAUUUAGCAGCCCCUUCACCACCUAUUCAUCCGCCUCCUCAAGUGACCACUUCCAGCCAUCCAAUGAUUACUAGAGGUAAAGCUGCAAAACACCCUGAAUGGCUCUCGGCUAUGGAUGAUGAAAUUCAAGCUUUGAAGAACAAUGAUACAUGGAUUCUUGUCCCUCGUCCACAAAAUCAUAAUGUUGUUGGAUGUCGUUGGAUUUUCAAAACCAAACUCCACUCAGAUGGGUCUAUUGAGCGCCACAAGGCCCGUUUGGUCGCUCAAGGGUUUUCUCAGAUUCACGGUCUUGAGUUUGGACAUACUUUUAGCCCUGUUGUGCGUCCUGCCACUGUUCGACUUAUUUUGUCGUUGGCCGUUACGCUUGGAUGGCGUUUACACCAGUUAGAUGUUAAAAAUGCAUUUCUUCAUGGUUUUUUGAAUGAAGAAGUGUAUAUGGAACAACCUCCGAGAUACAUCGAUCCACAAUUCCCUCAGCAUGCGGACUCCUCAUUGUUUGUUUACCACUCCUCACUUGGAACGAUUUAUCUCCUUCUUUAUGUCGACGAUAUGGUUAUUACUGGCAGUAAUCCUUCCUUGGUUCAAAACCUCAUUUCUCGGCUCUCCAAGGAAUUCUCAAUGAAGGAUUUGGGUGAUCUUCAUUAUUUUCUCGGUGUUGAAGUUCAAUCUCAUGACAAAGGUUUAUUCCCAGUCAAACCAAAGUAUGCUCUUGAUCUCUUACAGCGUGCUUCGUUGAUUGAUGCAAACCCUAUCUCUACACCCUUUGUUGUCGGUUGA
Erythranthe guttata (spotted monkey flower) is the source of this 1833-nucleotide messenger RNA. The record is from RefSeq and is a predicted model, not a curated record. Lineage: Eukaryota; Viridiplantae; Streptophyta; Magnoliopsida; Lamiales; Phrymaceae.